This is a messenger RNA of Scleropages formosus (Asian bonytongue), 709 nucleotides long. RefSeq names its product WD repeat domain 83 opposite strand (gene wdr83os). The transcript has 5 exons. Gene Ontology annotation, cellular component: endoplasmic reticulum membrane. The record is from RefSeq and is a predicted model, not a curated record. Gene Ontology annotation, biological process: protein insertion into ER membrane. NCBI's taxonomy places the organism in Eukaryota, Metazoa, Chordata, Actinopteri, Osteoglossiformes, Osteoglossidae. Gene Ontology annotation, molecular function: protein folding chaperone. Bases 168 to 488 code for a protein of 106 amino acids.
CUGACUCUGCUUAAAACGAUGACCGAAAUGCUAGGCCUAGGAUGCUUUGUGAAACCAAAAGUUUGAAAUCUGAUUUGUUCUAUUUGACCACCGGAAGUAGCUACCAAGGAACUUAGUUCUUGAUCGACGAUGUUCACCUCAUAGUUUCCUGUUUUCGCGAUCGUAAGAUGUUUUCAAAUAGUAUGGCAGACCCAAGGAGACAAAACAAGAUUCUUAGGUACAAACCUCCAAGCACAGACACAAAUCCCACUUUGGAGGACCCCACCCCUGAUUAUAUGAAUCUGCUGGGCAUGAUCUUCAGCAUGUGUGGCCUGAUGCUGAAGUUGAAGUGGUGCGCGUGGAUUGCAGUUUACUGCUCGUUCAUCAGCUUUGCCAACAGCCGCAGCUCCGAGGACACCAAGCAAAUGAUGAGCAGCUUCAUGUUGUCCAUCUCAGCAGUAGUGAUGUCAUACCUCCAGAACCCCCAGCCAAUGUCACCACCGUGGUAGCACCCGCCAAGCCUCCAAAAGGCUCAGAGAAGGAUGAGAGCCAGACUCAGAUACUGGCAGAAUGACACACAGCUGAUCUGCCCACCCCAUCUGUUGCAUAGCAGAGCAAGGUUUCAGAAGGAGCAGCACAAUCAGUAUACAUUUAUACUUUUUGUUCUUUGUCUUAAGCAAACUGUUUCGUAUACAUUUCUUUCAGCCCUGGAAUUUGAUAUGUUAAAAUA